This is a messenger RNA of Rhipicephalus sanguineus (brown dog tick), 3539 nucleotides long. Its product is annotated as E3 ubiquitin-protein ligase MARCHF9. NCBI's taxonomy places the organism in Eukaryota, Metazoa, Arthropoda, Arachnida, Ixodida, Ixodidae. The coding region runs from base 248 to 955 and encodes 235 amino acids. The transcript has 2 exons. The record is from RefSeq and is a predicted model, not a curated record. Gene Ontology annotation, molecular function: zinc ion binding.
CUCGCCGUGCGGUGCGAGCGCGGAUUGUUGUCUAGCGCGCCGUCGUAUCAUACGUCUACCCCGCCGUCGCGUUGCGGUGCUGUACGUGCGGCCGAGGUAAACAAAGGGACCGACCCGGCGGCGUUCUUCCCCGGGACGCGCGCCUACUACUUGCUUGCGCUGCGGUACCGGUCGUGGGGGGGAGUUCCGUGGCUCCCGACGAACGCGAGCGGGACGUCGCGACUCGCUAUGGUUUGUCCCGCGGGCCAUGGACCAAGCGGGCGAGCCCGAGGUGCACCACGUCUGGGCGAAGGCGGUGACCGCGGACGCAUCGUGCGACCAACAACUCAUCGAGUCCUCCGCUGCAGUCGACGAGGUCCUCUUGCCUGUCGAGGAUUGCGGGCCCUUUUGCAAGAUCUGUCACAUGCCGGCUCGAGACGAUGACCCGCUCAUAUCGCCCUGCCGGUGCUCUGGCACUGUGCAGUACAUCCACUGCGGCUGCCUCACGCGCUGGCUGGAGAUACUGAGCAAGAAGUCCCGGAAACCGCCAAGCUGUGAGCUCUGCCAGUACCAGUACCAGUGGCACAAGAAGUUCCGCGCCGGCGGUUCGUGGCGCCUCCCGCCAUGCUCGCCGCGCGACAAGGUCCUCCACAGCGUCUUCCUGCUGGCAGUGGUCGUCAUGGUGGCCUGCGCCACCGUCACCAUCGUCUGCUUCCGCCAGGAUCCACCGGCGUCGUCUUCUUCUCCUUCUUCUUCUUCGACGACGACGAUGACGGGUCGUCGAAGCGACCUGACCCACUCGGAGCUGGUGACGCUGGUGUGCGGGGUGCUCUUUUUUCUGGCCUUCUUUGUGGCCAUGUAUGUGGAGGUCACCGCCCGCAGCACCCUCUACAGGCUGCUCCUGCGGUUCGUCUAUCUCAACCAGCAGUGGUACAUAGACGAGUACGACGCGAAGCGCGGACCGGUGGCCGUCUGAUCUGACCUCUUGUCUCGGAGUAGUACGCUUGCAACGAAGCUUGCGGCGGGGGGGGGGAGGCUUCCUCUUGAUCUCUGCGAGUGUGGCAUCUCGCACACAAACACACACUAACACAAACUCUCUUUCCUGUGUGUUAUGGUAUUACGUGCCGUUUGCAUUUGAAAAUGACAAAGCCGUUUCACCAUUACCUGCGGUAUAAGGCAGUGUGUGCCUGUUUUUGUAUUGUACUUGUCAUGUUUGUGCCAUCUGCUGCCUCUUUUUACGUUGGAAGACAUUCUACAGCCAAGCAGUCUUAGCAUUGCCCGAAAUGCAACGUGACGCGUGUUUGUUUCUGAAAGGUGUCUACGACGUUUGUGUUUCUCGCUCGUCUUUAGUGUCACGCCGUGAAUGUUACACGAGCUGCAGUCCCGAGCACAUCCGUUAAUUGCCAAGGGCUGGCCCUGUACAUCUUACAAUCACAGCUCUAGGGACAGUUUGCUGACACAUGCAAAUACGCAUGUGUUGUUUUCUGGUUAAUUAAUGGGCUUAAACACUCCAGGCUCAGGCUCCAGGCAUAGGCUUGGUGUCAGGAGAUGCACAAUUGCACAGGUUAUGCUGCAUCGAUUCAUCAUAAAGGUGUGUUGCUUUUCUUACCUCAAGUGCAAGCUGCCGUUGAAGCCCAAAACUGGCACUUACUUUAUCCCACCUAACUCCAUAAUGCUUCAGUGUUCGUUAAGUAGUCGUCCGCUCUACCACGCCAUCAAUCAUGGUAAUAUGGCUAAAAAAUUAGCAAUGUUGUUUUAUCUUGAUGAAAAAAAGACAAAUUGCACAUUAAGGGCAGCAUGCCCAAGGAGGCCUUUCUAGAUGGCACUUAUUUGCACUGGAAAAUUAGAAAAUACAAAUCAGCAACAAGUGGGUAAAAAAAAAGGGGGGGGGGAUGGGUUGGAGAGGACAUUUGAUAAACGCUUUGUUCGGAAAAGGCCGCUUAUGCAUUCCAUACUGUACUACAUGGAUUGCAGCUGGCUUUGAGAAGGCACACUUGUCGUGUGGCACACAAACUGUCUCGUUGUGUAAGCAGCUGAAGACCUUUGGCAUAUUUUUGAUUGAUUGAUUUAUUCAUUGAUUGACCAGGCAUCCAGUGACAGCGGAACCAAAGCGAAUGUUUGUGUUCGGGCAACAGUGUGCCUUCCAACAGUUCACCUUUUUUUCAGUUUCAUGCGCUGCCCUUUGCCGUUGUGGUAGUGGGGGGUGGAGCUUUGCGGGGUGAUUAGGGACAGCCGGAAUCACCAGAAAGCAAAGCCUCCGAGAUCGAAAGACGUGCAGGAAGCCUAGCACAGCGUUUCGAGACUCUCCCACUAGGGGAAGGGUGCGUGCGCCGUAGCACCAUGGAAAAGGCAGAUUGAGCCCAUGCACGCAGCAGUCACUGACUUUUGGCUGGCAACUAGACGUGCUUGCACAGGUGUAAGCAUUUGCAUGUUGCUACCUUUCAAGGCAGCUGCUUUGACAGUGCUGGCACUGGCACACCUGUUCUGCUCUCAGAGCUGAAGGACUAAUGCAUCACGCUGCACAACUUCUUUUUUUGAGUUCUUCGACGAAGAGAGCCCAGAUUCACGAAUCUCCAAUGCUUGGAAAGAAGAGUGAAACAGAAAAUGGAGGCAUCGAGCUCAAUGCGUCAAUGCAAGAAAAUGCUUUAGGAGUGACAACUGGCCCCGAGAUGCACAGUCACACAUAGGCCCGGUGAUUUUAUUUAUACAUCAUUAUGUUCUCUUUUGAGUGCACGUAGACAAAAUGCGAAGGCUAUUAACAGAACUGCUUGUAUAGAUCUGAUGUUUUCUCAUCAUUGUGAAGACGGAUAUUGAAUAUUUUUUGACGUGCUGCUUUUUGUUGUGAAUUUCUGUUUAGUCGUAAUUUAACUGUUCGAGUCUCUGAAACACUUCGUGGCGAAGCAAACACACUGCGAAGAAGCUUGCAAAGGUGUGAUGGGCCCAGAAAACGUAGUUAAAUCCUUGUGUUCCUGACUUGGUGCGUUGUUUGCAUUCCAGUAUCAUUGAAUACUUAUCGAGUCAUUUACAAAGCCAAGUAUGCAGCGAUGUGGAAGACAAGUCUCUUAUGUCAUGGCCUCAGUCGCGUGUAUGCAACAGCACGGAACGCUGUGCCAAUGCGAGCGCCUGUGCCGUGAUGGUCUGUCUCGCAUCAGUCUGUCAAGACGUCUAUACGAGAACUGCUCUCAGACUAUGUCACGUGAUUGGCCAGGGGUGGACCAAUCACGUGAGAUCGGCCAACUGGCUGGGAGAUGAGCAAGUCGAAGUUCUUCGGUCGCUCAAAAGGAGGGAGCUGCUAGCUUCAUGUUACGAGAUGGCCGAGAUCUACAUUGCGACCUUCGGCAGCGACUCUCUCAGCAUAAGGUUAACCAAUCCUUUUGAAUCGAAAGUGUCGGAUGCGACCUCAAGAGCGAGAAACACAUUGCAGCCAUGUUUUGAGCACCUAUUAAAACUAAUUAAACAAACAUCAGUCAAGUAGGCUUAACAUUUGUGAUGUAGGCUUAAUCAAGGAAGUAUGACACAUUAGACUUAACCAAUAAACCAAUAAAAUCAUCUGCCACUUC